Schistosoma mattheei is the source of this 6457-nucleotide messenger RNA. NCBI's taxonomy places the organism in Eukaryota, Metazoa, Platyhelminthes, Trematoda, Strigeidida, Schistosomatidae. The record is from the annotation of a GenBank genome assembly.
AUGCCGCUACCUAACCUAGAUUCUUUGAAAAACAUCGCCGUCGGAAAAGAUAACGCAAAUAAACAACAAAUUGUGCAUAUUUUGAAGGGAAUCACGGAUCAGGAAGUCCCACCAAAGCAAAAACAUAUUCGUGGAAUUAUUUUAGCUACAUUUAGUGGAAAGUCUUCGUCGUUUUUUUAUGAGACUGCACUUAAACUCGCCAUAUACACCAAUCCUGUAGUCUGCUGGAAGUUUCUAUAUGUUAUCCAUAAAUUGUUCCGAGAUGGGCACCGUGAGUGCGUAAGUGACGGACUACGUCACGCAACCAGAGUUUCCCAGUUGCAGUCUGCCUGGAGUAAUCACGCGACAAAGUGUGGAUAUCCGAUCGUAGACUUUUGUCAACUGAUAACCCGGAAAAUCAGCCUACACAGAAAAUAUGGAGUAUUACCUGGAAGUCUGGAGCUAACUCCCAGUGAGCUGAAGAGUUGUCUUUCUGCACAAGUAGACCACCUAUUUCAAUUUAGUGUCGAUCUCAUGGAUAUGCUAGAAGAAACAUUGCGCUUCAAAGAUGUUGUGCUCCUUUCUUUGGAGGGUAUUCAAGCCGCUUCAUUCACUCCCUCUGGUCAAUGUAAACUUAUUCCACUCAUUCAAUGUAUUCAAGAUGCUGCAGCACUCUAUGAACUAAGCGUACAAGUCAUCUUUAAGUUACAUGAGUUAUUAGGCAAUGGAACAAUGUCAGGUCACAGAGAACGCUUUAGAGAUCUCCAUAUUUCUGUCAAGAAAUUUUUUGAAAAUGUAUCCCACAUGCAAUAUUUCCGUUCAUUUGUUCACAUACCUUCAAUAUCCCAGAAUCCGCCGAAUUUUUGUGUUCAGUCAGAACUGAGUGAACAUACUACACUUAGAGUUACGAUGAAUGAAUCACAAUCAUUAUCUCCACCACUGCCACCAUCUUCACUGUUGUCAUCGACGGCAGUACUAGUGGAUGAACGGAACAAUCCACAUUCAGGUGAUGAAGAAGAUUCUUGUGAAUUAACCAUUGUACCUAAAGUUAUGUCACAAAUUCGUCCAACUAAAUUAUCAACUGAAAAACAGACAUUAAUUAAAUUAGGUUCUGAAAAUGCAGAUAUAAAUGAGAAGACGGUUAUGUUGUCAAAAGAAGUGAAAAUGGAUCCAAGUGUCAAUGAUAAACAUCACCAUAUUAAUAAUAAUAAUGGUAGUACUAUUGGUAAUAAUAAUUUGAAAAUGAAUUGGAACCCAUUUUUGGAUAAUUCAAUUCAAACAAAUAACCAUGUACUGUCACCUUAUCAUACUCAUGUAACGGAUGAAAAACAUGAAGUACUCAUUGAAGUGGAGUUGUUGAAGUCUGAAAUAGAAAGAUUAAAAGCAGAACAUCAUGAACAAUCUUAUUCGCUGUUGAAUCGUAUACGAAUAUUAGAAGAUGAAAUCAAAGAACUUGUACAAUAUAAGUCUAAUCACGAAGAGCAACAAGUGAACUAUGAGACGAAAUUAACUGAAAAAGUUUGUCAAGCUCAAAUGUUUGAAGAGAAAUUUCUAAAAUUAAAAGAAGUCUAUACUAAACUACGUGAAGAACACGUUGUUCUGUUGAAAAAUUAUGGCAAUGUUCUACAAAACUUACAACAAGAAACUCAAAAGAAUCAAGAUUUAGUAAAAACAAUUGAAGAUCUCCGUCACCACCAAAUGUCCUCAUCACUAGGUGAAGUUGAAUCGCUUGUAUCUGGAAAUAGAACAGAAGAAUCGGUCGAUCAAUGUUUAAAACUACAGUAUCAAUUGAAUGCCUAUGAAUCAAAAUCGGAAUCUGUAAAUACUGAGAAAGAUCAACUUACUGUAGAGCUUUCAGAAAGUCAACAAUUAUUAAAGGAUUCUGAAAUGAAAAUUUCCAAAUUAACUAAUGAAUUGCAAGUUUUAAAUGAUCAACUUAACCAGGAGAAGUUAUUUGCAGUCAGGGAAAUGAUACGUGUAACGGAAAUACUUCCACACAUAUUGUUGGUGAUGAUAAAGAUUGUAUUAUCUGUAUUACAAAGUAAUCAAACUAUUGGACAAUCACCUGAAUUUAUGGAAGUGUACAUACAUUGUUCUCCAACGUACUUUUUAAACCAUUUAUCACAAGUUACUAACUAUUUUAAUUUAUUUGAAUCUGCAUUAACUGACUACUUGUCUGAUAAUGAAAAAGGAUUGAUUCAAACUUCAUAUUAUAUUGGUCAGCUAAACUCUCAGUUAUCAUUACUAUCUCUCUUCUCUAAAUCGAUACAUCAAUCAAAUGUUACAAGUGGUUCUUCAUACAACUGUUUACAUAAUUUAGACUUAAUUCAAAGUGAAUUUACGGAAUUACUUAAUGUUCUGCUACAAAUCAACAGUAUUAAUCAGGAUCAUAUAAAUUAUAAUAACGAUAAACACAAUUAUUUCAAUCAAAUCAAAGAGCAUUUAUCUAAGAUUCAUAAUCAGUUAAAAUCUAUGUCUAUUGAAGUAACAAAUUUAUCGAACUCUCUGUCGAAUGAUUACAAUAAUGAUGACAUUAUGUCGUCGACUGAUGUGAUACAGAAAGAAAUGGAAACCACUUUUCAGGCUAUCACAGCUGCAGAACAGAAAUUCCAGGGAUUAAUUGAGAAAUCUAAAAAAAAUUCAAUCAACAAUGAAAAUCUUCAAGUGAAUUCACUUAUAUUAGAUUGUUGUUCUGAAUUGUUACUUUGUGUUGGUGAUCUAGUGAAACAAUCUAAACUGAUUCAACAAGAGUUUGAAAAUUCUCCAACGUCCGUUGAGUUUUAUAAACCUUAUAAUCGUUGGACCAAGGGUCUUUUAUCGGCUGCUAAAUUUGUCGGUGCUAGUGCUAAUGUCAUGGUUGAAAUAGCUGAUUCCAUAGUUUGUGGAAAAGAUGUAAAGUUAGAACGCUUAAUUGUAAUUUCACAAGAGAUAGCUGCUAGCACAACUCAAUUGGUUUAUGCUACUCGUGUAAAAACUACUUCACAAUCUGAAAUGUUCAAUAAAUUACAGUUAACUAGUAAAGAAAUAUGCAAGUGUACUGGAAAUUUGAUUGCAUGUGUAAAAAAGGCAGUUGAAGCAAAACAUAUAGAAGAACUUGAUUUUAGUAGCCUUACACUAACUCAAGCAAAACGUAUGGAAGUUGAACUACAAGUGAAAAUUAUUGAAUUAGAAACAUCGUUAACAAAUGAACGACAACGUUUAGCUAAAUUAAGAAGAGAUAAUUAUCAGUUAUCAGCUGAAGUAGAGGUAAAUUGUUGAUGUUUUGUAUUGUUUUAAUAACUAUUCUCUAUAAAUAUAGUUAGAUUUAAAAUGUACUUAAAAGUACAAAUUAAGAGUAUAAUUUCAAAGUACUGAGUUGUAGUGAGAGAGUAGUCACAUCAGUUAUUAUUGCUACUAAUUAAAUGUUUAUUUCAUCACAGAGCAUCUGUUUGAUUCAUUCCAGAUCAACUACAGUGAAUCAAAAAUUGAUUCAAAUAGUCAUUUUACUUAUGUUUAUUUAUGAAGAAAGUAUAGUACAAUCUAAUCACAUAUUUGUAUUUUGCCUUAUUGUCUUCUUUUGUAUUACUGUCUGUCUGAUAUGAUUUCUAGUACUAUAAAUAUCUUACCAAGUAAUCUUGUGAUCAGAUUAUUCCCUAUGUAUUGGACUAAUAUGUAUCACACCGUCACCUUAACUUUAUUAUUAUUGGAUUGUCUACAGAAAGAAUAAUUUUAUCCAGUAGGUUUUCAUGUACUUGAGAUCAUCUGAAUUACCGAUCAAAUACUUUUAGACGUAUUGGAAUCUCAGCAUUCCUAAACUUUAUUUCGAAACUACCAGUCAUAUGAAAAGAAAUAGUCAAAGAAAGUAGAUGUAAAGUCAAAAUAUGGUUUAGAACAUCAGUGUUUUGUUUUUGUUUUUCAGUGAUAUUUAUGAUUUUGAAGCUAUGCAAAGCAUUUGAGUUUCAUUUCUUUCCAUCUGUAAAUGAUAACAUUUGUGAUACCGUCUUACAGUAAAUUGGGUAUUUUUUUUAAAAUGAAGUACUUAUUAAAUUAACACUCAUAAGCUUUGUAAUUGGUCCUUUUAUUGUUGAAUAAUCUCGGAGAUAUCUUUUUCUUCAAUAUUCAAAUGAUAACAACCAAUGUUAGGUAAGGCAAGUGAUUUGGAAAAACUCAAACGUUGACAGGGUUUAAUUUGAAAUAAAAACAGUUUGAAUGGUAUAGUAGAUUUCUUCAGAAAAAUUUCCGCUACUAAUCCACUUUUCAAUAAUUUGCGUUUAAUAUGGCAAAAAGUUUGAUUUCUUCACAUUUCAAUAAUGCAAUGAGAAGACUAAGGUUAUCGGAAUUAUGUGGUUUAUUUGUGUGAUACAUUUAAAACAAUCUGAUCACACAUAUAAUUGUUAAGACAUAUAAAACGUCAACUAGACAAAUUAAAAGGUGGGCGGAAACAAAGACAAUGAUAACGUGCACAAAAGCAAUGUGAAAACCACAUUGAAUAAUAAAUUAGUAUUACCAAGGUAUAUUAAGAGUAAGAACAAAUCGUUUUUGAACAUAUAAAGGGGGUUUAAGUUUUCGUAUAGACAAGGCUUCAAUAAACCUGAGUAUACGCCCUUGAAAACUUUUGUACAAAACUACAAAGGCUGACUUGAUAUAAACCUUAUGACCAGUCUCAAUCAAAUGUUCAUCAAUGAAGAAAGAUAUUUUUCUAUCCUGUCAUAUUUGACCAUUGGAAUUAAUUGGUUUUUUUGCAGUCAUUCAGGUACGUGUUCAGCUCUUCAUUUUAUGUAAGAUAAAUAUGCUUUGGACUUGUUUUGAGUGCUUAUCACCUAUAACUAUGGUGUCAUACACGUACCGCUUAUACAAAUACAUCUUUUGAAUUGAGUCUUCAACUAGUUUUUCCACAUAUCCCAUAAACACAUCAACCAACAGUUGUCCUAAAGGACUACCCAUAGUUAUGCCAUCAAUCUGUCGAAAAUGCUCACCCUCAAGUGGAUUUCACAUUGUCAGCAAAUAAUAAUAAUAAAUCUUAAGAGAUUUUACAGAAAAUGUCAAUGGGAGGGUAUUUAAUAACAUAUAGUCAUACAAAAUACUAAGAGGUACAUUUGUAAAUAAAGCGUUUACAUCACAAGAGCACAUUGCUUUAGCUUUUGUAUUGAUGUCCACUAAGUACUUAAUUAAUCCAAAUAAGCCUUUCAAAGAAUACUCAAAAAAAUUGGCUUCGGAUAAGGUUUAAUACUUUUGUCAAUCAUUUUGGAAGAUUAUAUGUAGGUGGCCGAUACAUUGAUAGAAUAGGAUGUAUGGGGGUAUUGGGCUUGUGGAUUUUUGGUAGUCCAUAUAGAUUAGGGUACACCUAACCCAUAGGUUUUAACAAAUUAUAUUUCUCUUUGCUAACUGCAUUCCUGUUAAGCACUUUUAUACGUUCGAGUUGCCUUUCCUCUCUAAUUUACGUAAUCCACCGAAGUCAACAUCAGUCAUAAAUUUGCUUUGAUUACUGAGAAUGAGUUACAUUUUAUUUUUGUAAUAGGACUUAUUAUAAUGAUACCUGACCCUUUAUCAGGUUUUACCAUAAUAAUACCAGCAUUAUAUGUGUAGUCAGAAUGUUCGAGGUGUACUGCGCAAAUAUAUCGCAUAAUCCUGAUAACCUUUGUCUUCUCAUUGCAUUAUCGAAACUUAUCGAAGGGAAUAAUUGUCUUAUACUUCACAUAUAUUAAUUGCUUUAUUUCCAAACAAAGUACAUAAUUAUAUUUUGAAAACACAUAAUGUUAAUUAUUCAGUUGUGAAAGAGCGAUAACUUUUUUUAAAAAUGGUUCCGGAGGCUGUUAUAAACUUUCAGUAAUGAAAUCACCAACCCUACAUACAUGAAAAUAAUUUGCUAUACCGCAAAAAUUAGAGAUAUACGGUUGAUUUGUUCGAAGAUAAAUGUUUUAACAUUAGCUGGAAAAUUAAUGUCAGUGAAGCUCUGCAGAGAAGUGAAUUUGACCUGUUUCCAUCAGUAGGUGUAGAACGUAACUAUAUCGAAUUAUAUCGUUCUGUGUACCAUGUAACACCUACCUCCUAUAGGUACUUGUUGAAAAUAAGCCAACUUUACUCUUUUGCGCACAUUCACUCAGGAUGGUUAUCCUAUUAACAUCAAGAUGCUUAUCAAGUAUUGUUAGGAUUACUAUUCCCUGACCUAGGACGGAUACACGUCAUCGUCAUCAUCGCAGUUGGGGUAUUAUUACUUUAUGUAAAUACUUCACUUUGCUUUUGUUCUGCAAAUUUACUUCACUGCACCUCCAUUCUUUUAAUUAUCUUCAUAUUUUCUGUAACUUUUAUCUCUCAAUCCAUCAAUCUACUUACGUGGUAGGAUUUCUUGUUUGAAGUAAUGACAUGCAUGAAUGUGAAUGACUAGCUCUUUUUUUGAAAAUUUAAUUGUUAUUACGUACAAAUUGGGGUAAAUAAAAGUUUUUGUUCAAUAACAUCAAGUGAAUUGCUUAGACUAUUGAUCAAUGAGAGAUAAUGAAAA